Messenger RNA from Marchantia polymorpha subsp. ruderalis, 600 nucleotides. Lineage: Eukaryota; Viridiplantae; Streptophyta; Marchantiopsida; Marchantiales; Marchantiaceae. The record is from the annotation of a GenBank genome assembly.
GGUACAACAAGCAGCAAAUCAAUUGACAGAUCGGAGAGAAAGUGAUGGAAGCAAAAAUGAAAAGUGGCCUUGGUGUGCUUGGGUUCCAUAGGCCUUGGUCAUCCUUUUUUUUUCUGUAUCUUGUGAAGCCAUUUUUUUGUAUCGCCAUCCGUCUUUUACUCCAUCCUUUCUCUUUAUCAUCACGAGCGUUUCUGCGUAGGACAUCAUGCGUCUCUUCACUUAUGAUGCAAAAAGAAGACUUUUCUGGUUGAAUAAUUCCCUCAAAUUCUACGUGGUUUUCGAUCGAGUUGACAUCUUACGAAGAAGCUUCAAUGAAGAUUGGAAAGACGAGGCGUUUCUUGAUCAAUGUUGCUUAACGCACUUUGGCCGAUGAUUCUCUAUCACCAGUCCCAUCAUUUGGGUAAUAUCCCCUUCCAUCAUUUUCUGAUGGAUACUCCUUCUUUUCUUUUUCUUGUACGCUGAUCGAAUAUAGCUCUCAAGUUUCCUUUUCCUCUCGCUGCGUUGGGAGUAUCGCUGCGAUUAGAGUGGCUCAUCUCCACGGUGCUUUAAACCCUUGAUGGGGCUCGUGCACCGUAGGCCUUCAUUCUUUUGUCAUGCUUC